AUUACUGUAAAACUUUUUAGUACAGUAGCUUUUUUGGUUCCACAACUAUCUUUCGUUGAAAAAAGCUAAAACCCCAAAACUAAAACCUUAAAAAAGCUUAAAUAGCGGUGGUCGGGAAAACGGAAUGGUGGUCGCCUCCGGUACCAAUCCCUUCGCCAAGGAGAUGGCCAUUCGCAAGCGGAUCGCUACCAUGUUUAAUAAAAGAGUGGAGGAUUUCCCAUCUUUGAGAGAAUACAAUGAUUACUUGGAAGAGGUGGAGGACAUGACAGUAAACUUGGUUGAAGGAAUAGAUGUUCCUAUUAUUGAAGCAUACAUUGCACGGUACCAGAAAGAAAAUGCUGAGCAAAUUAUGAAUGCUCAAGCUCGUAAGGCUGAAGAAUAUGCAGCAGCGUUGGCUGCAAGUAAGGGACAGCCAGAUAUUGACGCGAGCUCUCAAGAAGGGUUUGGUACUGGCACACAGGGGUAUUAUGCACCUUCAAUUCCUGGGGUUGCAAUUGCAAUUGCUCAGCCGAAGCCAACAGGCACGGCUCCACAGCCCUUUCCAAGUGGAUCGGAUCCUUACAUGCAAUUGUACGGCGUUGACGAUGAAGAAAUGAUGAAACUUAAAGCAGAAAGAGGGGGAAGGGCAGGAGGUUGGAGUGUAGAAUUGAGCAAGAAACGUGCGCUUGAAGAAGCCUUCAGUGGCAUUUGGAUUUGAGUAGACAUGGUCUUUGUCAGGUAUGUGACUUGGUUUUCCACUGGAGGAAGGUGAUACAGUUUUCUGUUUGAUUCUAACACGUGAGAACGGUUAUCUAUGACAAUCGAAAUUUAUGUUAGGAAAAGCUGUGUUAUUAGAUUCUGUGUUAUUUUUCCAAUCAGUUUGUAAGAUAAAGAGUUUGAUACCCCUUGUUCUGUGUUUCUCAGUAUGAAAAAGAAGCAAGUAGGAAAAAACUGAAAAGGUGGUCCUGUUUGAACCCUAAUGAUGACGAAAUCCCAUUCUCUCC
Molecule: messenger RNA, 983 nt
Organism: Rhododendron vialii
Lineage: Eukaryota; Viridiplantae; Streptophyta; Magnoliopsida; Ericales; Ericaceae
Exons: 5
Coding region: 125-697 (190 amino acids)
Biological process (GO): regulation of transcription by RNA polymerase II; DNA repair; regulation of cyclin-dependent protein serine/threonine kinase activity
Cellular component (GO): transcription factor TFIIH holo complex
Source: RefSeq, a predicted model, not a curated record